UGUUGUUUACCGAUCAACUAAACAGCAAAUAGGCAUCUAUGUAUCCAUCUCAACUCUUAAACUGAUGAACAUCGUUUUAUAUAGCGCGCAAUGGAUAUUGGCAGAUCUUUACAGCAGUUCGAGGCAAGUUUGAGUAACUACACUGGAGAUGACCCCCUUGAUCAAUGGGACAGGUAUGUUGGGCUUCUGGAGAAGAAACUGCCCACUGAAGAGAGGAAUAGCAUGUCUAUUGUGUUGGAGCGUUUGGUUGAGACAUUUCUCAGAGACAAGCGAUACUACGAUGACGACAGAUACAUCAACUACUGCAUCAAAUGUGCAAGUUAUUACAGUGAGCCAAUCAAUCUGUACAGCUACAUAUAUGGAGAAGGCAUUGGCACCAGAGCCGCUGCCCUCUACAUUGCCUGGGCAGAGCAGUUUGAGAGACAGGGCCUGUUGCCACAGGCCGACACUGUUUACCAGAGGGCCAUGGAGAACCAGGCUGAGCCCGGUGAAUUAGUCCUGCAGCAGUACCGGUUGUUCCAAGCCAGGACGUCUCAGGGUCAGACUGUAGUAGCAGGUGCUCUGCGAAACCCUCUUCAGAAUUCACAGUUAAUUAAUCAGAAGGAACGUCCAAGAGAGGCUUUUCUUCCGCCAUGCAAGGAACCAGAGGGCCAGGAACAAUUUCCUCUUGACAAAUCAAUGCCAUCAAUCUCUCGGUCAGAACAUGUGCCGCUCAGUCAGCCCAAACAAAGCCUGCAGUUGGUGUCCAUGUACUGUGUGAACGACCUGGUGUGCGAGGGUUCUGAGCUCAGCUUCGAGGAGCUCAGAGCACAUCGCUACUUUGAGAAAUCCAAGCAAAAGGAAGACCUGAGGGAUUGGGAGAAGCAGCGGAGGCGCAUGCUGGAGGAGGAGGAGGAGGUGAAAAGGUUGAAGAAGAGGCUGGCGGAGCUGGAGAGCCACCUUAGCACUCGCAAAACGUCAGAAGGAAACCCGAUCAGAGAACCGCCGGAGCAGCCCUUUGUGUUGGGAGAUUGUUCCUCUGCGAAGCCUAUAGCAGAACUGAAGCCAGACUUCCUCCAGCAGUCGCUCCAUCAGCCCACGGUCUCUGAGACGAGCCUGAAUUUCGUCCAGAGACCAGCCUUGGACCCCAGCACCGGUGUGCUGCCUUGGACUGAGCAGGACAUGACUGUGGCGCCACAUGGAGCGUCAGGAUUGGCUACCACUUCAGCACGCGACUCCUUCCGGCCACCACCCUCCGACACACAGAGAUCCGAGAGGGCCCAGCUUUCCUUCCCAUGGUUGGGCUCCGAGGAUGUGAAUGAGCCCGCCCUGUGGGAGGAUGGCCCCGCCCCCAGCCACUUUACCUCCCACCAGUCACAAAUAGAAAACCCAGCAGAUGUCAUGGAAGCUCCACCCCUCUGCCCGCCCUCACCCCCAGUAGCAGCUGUGGAGGCCUCUGUGUCCGCUCCCCUGUCAGACAGGACCACGGACCCAGCCGCCUGCUCCUUCUCCGCUUCGCAGCAUAUGCCAAGCGAGCGAGUCGCUGCCUGCGACGCUCAGGGUCUGGGCAGCCGCUCGUAUCUGAACAGCUCUGUGAACCCCUUCACCCACAGCUUUCACCAGCGCAGCCUCCGUGAACACGAUGUUCCUGACUUUGGGGCUCCAGAGGCAGAGGGAACACAGAACAUUUCACAUGGAGGGACAGCAAAUCUAUCUCACGUUACCCCAAACACAUCCCUGGGACUGGUCCAAGCCACACCCUCCAGGGUGCAGCCAUCCCCCACUGUCAACACCCGGGAAGCACUGGAUGUGAUCAUGGACAUGUUCCAGGCCCCGACCCUCUUCCAGGAAGACCCAUUCAGUGGCAUGUCUCAGCGUGAGGCAGGCAACAGCUUUGAAGCUGCCUGCAGAAAUACUGGCAAUGCUUCCACAUUGGGAAAACGACCUGCUGUCACCCCUUUUGCUAUAUUCCAGGAUGAAAAUGACAAAGAAAAUGGAGGUGUGGCCGUGGCAGUUGACAAGGCUCAGCCAAGGGUCCUGGCAGACAUCCCUGUGUCUAAGCCGGUCAAACAAACUGAAGCCUCAUCUGGUGUAGAGUCCAUGACGGAUGAUAGCAUGAUGUGGGGGGCACGGUACAACAACACCCUGGCACCCUGUCCCAACAGCACCGGGGACUUUGCCCUGGCUGCCCAUCUGGUGUCGACCCCUUUCCACCGAAACGCGCUGCACUCAUGGGACUUGGAGCAGGACCAAGAAAACGGUCACCAAGCAACUGUGUUGUGUGGCCCUGAAGACAAACCCUUCCAGCGUCAGCCCACAAAACUCAGUCCCAUUCUGGAGCAGAGCCCAAGUGCAGAGAAAGGUCAGCCGUCUGAAAUUGCAGACUGCACUGUGAGGGCCCGGCGGCGCAGUGACCAGGGCACCUUAGUGGCUGGUGAUCUGGGACCUUUCCAAAGCGGCUUGGCCUCCUGCUCUCUCACUACCCGGCAACAGACGACCGCUGUGCUGUCCUUCCCAGAGCAGACGCUGGUACCGGAAGGAGAAGCCCCAAAGAGCCCUGCUCAUGAACCAUGGCCUCCUUACAGGGAUGUGAGCAUGAGCCCAGAACAGGCGCCCAAACCAGAUUUAGGCCCCAAGAGUGGCUGGAGUGUCUACACGAGCCCACAGCAGUCUUCUGAGCUCAACUGGUUCCUCCCCAAGAGCCCGGAACGCACAACCGGAUCACACUGGGAUGAUCCAAUGAGCCCAGCUCAAGCACCUGUACAUAGCCAGGAUGUCCCAAUGAGUCCCAGACCAUCUGCAAAUACAGACACAGGGCCUGUUUCUGAUCCCUGGGAUGAAGACCUGAUCACCAGCCUGCUCUCCAAACUGCCAACUCCACUGACCUCCUACCCUAACUUUGUCACCUGGGACCGCAAGGUCCCCAACAUAGCGCCUAAGAUGACCAUACCAGUGGGUGAAGAAUCUCUCCACGUGGAUUCCAUGCUUGGACAGGGAGCAUUCGCGACGGUCUACCAAGCCACAAACCUCGCAACCUCCCAAAAGCUUGUCCUGAAGGUGCAGAAGCCAGCAAACCCUUGGGAGUUUUACAUCAACACUCAGCUGAACCAGCGGCUGCAGCUGAGCGUGCGCCACCUCUUCAACAACAUCUACGCCGCCCACCUCUUCCAGAACGGCAGCGUGCUACUGGGCGAGCUGCACAGCUGUGGAACCCUGCUGAACGCAGUGAACCUGUACAGGGGCUUGAGUGACAAGGUGAUGCCCCAGCCACUGGUCCUCUAUUUCACUGUCUGCAUCUUGCACAUGGUCGAACAGCUCCACAAUGCCCAAAUAAUCCAUGCUGAUAUCAAGCCUGACAAUUUCAUGCUGGGAGAGAGAUUCCUUGAAAAUGACAGUUUUGAUCUAGACAGCCUUGAGCAUGGAUUAGCAUUGAUUGACCUGGGACAGAGCAUUGACAUGACGCUUUUCCCAGAAGGCACGGCUUUCACAGCCAAGUGCAUGACCUCAGGCUUCCAGUGCACUGAGAUGCUGAGCGGAAGGCCAUGGAAUUACCAGACCGACUACUUUGGAAUCGCAGGAACAGUUUACUGCAUGAUUUUUGGAACGUACAUGAAAGUGAAAAACGAAGAUGGUGUUUGGAAGACAAGUGGCAUUUUCAAAAGGAACCCCCACAGCGAGCUGUGGACGGAGUUUUUCCACACGCUGCUGAAUGUGCCCGACUGCAACUCCCUGCCUUCUCUGCGCAGCUUGCGCAGCCAGCUGGUCACGGUGCUGCAGCAGAACUACAGCAGCAAGCUGCGCACCCUCAAGAACCGGCUGGUGGUGCAGCUCCUGGAGAGCAAGCGCUCCCGAAGAUGA
Megalops cyprinoides (Indo-Pacific tarpon) is the source of this 3837-nucleotide messenger RNA. RefSeq names its product BUB1 mitotic checkpoint serine/threonine kinase (gene bub1). The transcript has 25 exons. Bases 91 to 3837 code for a protein of 1248 amino acids. The record is from RefSeq and is a predicted model, not a curated record. Gene Ontology annotation, biological process: meiotic sister chromatid cohesion, centromeric; mitotic spindle assembly checkpoint signaling; protein phosphorylation. Gene Ontology annotation, molecular function: ATP binding; protein kinase activity. NCBI's taxonomy places the organism in Eukaryota, Metazoa, Chordata, Actinopteri, Elopiformes, Megalopidae.